Tricharina praecox is the source of this 1610-nucleotide messenger RNA. RefSeq lists its product as uncharacterized. The annotation marks the transcript as partial. The record is from RefSeq and is a predicted model, not a curated record. Gene Ontology annotation, biological process: magnesium ion homeostasis. NCBI's taxonomy places the organism in Eukaryota, Fungi, Ascomycota, Pezizomycetes, Pezizales, Pyronemataceae. Gene Ontology annotation, cellular component: intracellular membrane-bounded organelle. The transcript is spliced from 3 exons.
GGGGAAAGCAUUGGGUCCUCGUCACGCUGCUGUUGAGUAAUGUCAUCACCAACGAGACAUUGCCCAUCGUGCUCGAUCGCAGUCUGGGAGGAGGAUGGCCCGCCGUGUUGAGCAGUACGGUUUUGAUCGUCAUCUUUGGAGAAAUCAUCCCGCAGUCUAUCUGUGUCAGAUACGGACUCGGUGUUGGUGCAUUGUUCUCACCUUUCGUGCUCGCGUUGAUGUACCUGAUGUACCCGGUCGCAUACCCUACCGCGCUCCUCCUCGAUUACAUCCUCGGAGAAGACCACGGCACUGUCUACAAGAAGGCCGGACUCAAGACACUCGUCACGCUGCACAAGAGCCUGGGACCGCACCCUUCGGAACGUCUCAAUCAGGACGAGGUUACGAUUAUUUCGGCUGUGUUGGAUCUGAAGGAGAAGCCGGUUGGCGCAAUCAUGACGCCCAUUAAGGAUGUGUUCACCAUGUCUGCCAACCAGCUGCUCGACGAGGAGACUAUGGACGACAUCUUGUCGGCCGGAUACUCGCGGAUUCCGAUCCACGCGCCGGGCGAGCCAACCAAUUUCGUUGGUAUGCUGCUAGUCAAGGUGCUGAUCACGUACGAUCCCGAAGAUGCUAGGCCCGUGCACGAAUUCCCACUCGCUACGCUUCCGGAAACCGCCGAAGAUACUUCCUGCCUCGAUAUCGUCAACUUCUUCCAGGAGGGUAAGUCGCACAUGGUUCUCGUGUCUGAAUAUCCCGGUGAGAACCAUGGUGCGCUCGGUGUGGUCACGCUGGAGGAUGUCAUUGAGGAGCUCAUCGGCGAGGAAAUCGUCGACGAGAGCGACGUCUUUAUUGAUGUGCACAAAGCAAUCCGCCGUCUCAACCCAUCGCCCCUGUCCCUCAGCCACGCCGCCCGUGCCAAGAUCGAAGCUCAAUACGUCGCGCGCAAUGCCGACGCCCACAUGCUCGCCCAAACCGCGUCCGCCGUUGCCGCCGCCCACCCCGGCGAAAGCGCCGACCUCCUGAUCACGACGGGCCCGGAACCGGCGCUGCGUGUAGGAACCCCCGCGCACAUUGAUGAAGCAUCAUCGAUGGGUCGGGGUCGCAAGCACUCCGGAGCCAGAGUUCCAGGUCUCUCUGACGAAGUGAUAGCACACCUCACACUAGGGCCCGCGAACCUUGCCGGCCGCCCCCGGGAAACCACGAGCAAGACUGUUAAGAUCAAGCACGUCGACCCCACGCGGCGGUCCGAGGACCCCGGACAGCGACCGUCCCUGGCCAACUUUGGCUACCAGGACGGCCCCGCCGAUUACCCCUCCAACACAUUAAGAAAACCUGUGUCCGACUCCGCCAUCCUGCAGUUCUCCGACAACCCCAACAGCGAUGCGGGACGAACACUCCGCGCGCCGGUGCCGGCGGGAUACAAGAAGAAGGCGCGCACGGGGAGUCUGAUCGAGCGAACCGAUGUCGUUGGAGGUAUCCCAAAGACCAUCAUCGAGACGACAAGCAGCGAGGAGGAGUACGAAGAUAGCUCGAGCACAAAGUCAGGUCACUCCAAUAAGAGUAGACAUAAACGUGCGCUGAGUUCGGAGCAUUCGCCGCUGUUGGGGCCGAAGGACAAGGCCGUAUGA